Messenger RNA from Drosophila persimilis, 1779 nucleotides. RefSeq names its product protein C12orf4 homolog. Lineage: Eukaryota; Metazoa; Arthropoda; Insecta; Diptera; Drosophilidae. Bases 73 to 1689 code for a protein of 538 amino acids. Gene Ontology annotation, cellular component: cytoplasm. The transcript is spliced from 3 exons. The record is from RefSeq and is a predicted model, not a curated record.
GCUCUAAUUUUGUUUUUCCGGGGGCGUAAAUUGACAAUUUAAUGUUUUGAACGGCUUCGAAAGCAUUCCGACAUGGACUCUACUGCCACACGUACUGUGACCUUUGUGUACAACUACAAGGACCAUGAAAACAAAGACUGCGUAGCCCAGCUUGACAUCAAAUUCCCCUUCGACCAGGAGAAUCUGGAGGAGUGUCUGACCCUGCUCCUCAACCAAAUGGAUCCCAUGAUGCGGUAUCUGGACGAGAACAUUAAUUUGGAAAACCAUCUGCAGGACUUUGUCGACACUGAGCACCAAAAGUUCCUGGACGACUACGCUGAGAAGCUAAUCGGACAGGCGGCCAACGAAGAGCUCGACUUGGAGGCCAUUGUGCGGGACACAGAGCGGCUGUAUAAGGACGAGCUGCUGCAGUUUGCCGAUCGUGUAGGCCCCAGGGACGAGGAUAUAUUUGCGCAGAGUUUCCACCGGCUAGUGCACUCCUCUUCGUUGGAGGAAAUCCUCAAACGGGAACGAGCCUACGCCAAAGUAAUAGCCGGAAUGACGGAGCACAUGGACAGCGAGGUGGAGACGCUCAACACGAGCCAGCAGCAGGAGAUGGACAGCCAGAUCAAUCAGCUGGACAUAACCACCACCUCGGAGGACAUCAACAACCUGCUGGCACAGCAGUACACCACCCAGAACUUUGUGCGCAAGCGCUACGAGUCGGAGCUGGAGGCGAAGAUGGGUCACCAGAAGAACGAAUACCGGGACUGGAUCACGAGUCAAGUGAGCCAAAUGUUUCAGGUCUCGCCGGUGGCCACGCCGCUGGGCAAUCGCUCCUCGAUGUUCGUGUCCCAGCAGCCGUCGAUGGAGGAGAGCUUCACCAUACAUCUGGGCUCGCAGCUGAAGCACAUGCACAACAUCCGCAUUCUCAGUGCCAACGUCACAGAACUAUGCAGUCCCCUGCAUGCCGAGGAGAGCUUAAAUGGCCUGAACAUGGCCCUGGGCCUCUAUUCCAGCUCGCUGUGCGGUGUCGUCGUGCUAACGCCAUCCAUUCAGGCCGAGGCCAACAAGAAUAUCAUUAAGAACGCCAACAGGUCCACAGAGUUUCACUUUGAGCAAAUCGACGUUCAGCUGGAGAAGAUCGAGAAGCAGAUCCGCAGCCUCAGCACCACCGAUUCGAACAGCACUCCGAGCACUGCCAGCAGCAACAGCAGUGCCGAGGGCAGCGCCACGCCCUCGCCCACCAAAAAGCACGUGCCCCGACUGAAAACAGGAGACUUCUUCAUCACCAAGCACUCGAAUUUGUCUCAAUCCCAUGUGAUAUUCCACCUGAUCUCGGACGAGCCCAUCAACAGUCCGAGCGAGAUCAACUCCCGUCAUCCGGUGAUUUUGGGCCUGAGGAACAUCCUGAAGACAGCCAGCAGACAUGACAUCACCACGCUGACGAUACCGGCUCUCUUGCGCCACGAGAUGAGCGAGGACAUGACGGUGCAGUGGUGCAUCAGGCGCGCGGAGCUGGUCUUCAAAUGCGCCAAAGGAUUCAUGAUUGAAUCAGCGUCCUGGGGCGGCGCCGAGCUAAGCACUUUGCAAUUGUUACUGCCGGAUGACAUAUCGGAGAGUCUGUUCACCACGCUGGCGGGAAUGGUGCCCAGCGUGUUUCAUGUGGCCAAUCCGAAGAUACUCGUCGACACCAGCAGCAAGUCGUAGACUGCGUACGAGAGAACAUUCCUCGAAGAACAUUGAAGAAAAGACUACUUUAGUUUAUUUGUAUGAAUAUACAGUUUAUUCAGAUUCAGA